CAAAACCGUUGUGUCUUAAUGGCAGUUUGAACAGACAAAAGUAAGCUGAGGACUAGCUGAAACCUACUGCCAAGCCAAAAGGCAAACUUUAUUUCUAAGAGAAGAUAUAAAAUAAGUGAGACUGGAGCCUCCAAAUCCCAAUCGACCUCCCAUCCAGCUGAUGGACAUUUGGGAGGUUCACUUGGAUGAAAGUACAGAUCGCAAAUUCUACAUUAAUACGGUCACAAAAGAGAAGACCUGGAAACCGCCAAGGCUCUUUGUGGGCAUGCGAGACAUAAAGGUUGGACCAACACCACAACCAAAACCAAAUGCCCAGCCAACAUCCACCACCGAGCAUAUUUCCUCAUCCCAAGCUAGUCCUUCCGCAGUACAGCGGAGAGUGAAAAGUGCAGCCGCUAACUGUGAUCGCCUCAGCCAGACAAAGUCAAUGGUUCUCACUGACUCCAGCCCACUCAAGUUACCGGGAUCCCGCCAUAGGCGAAACCACUCUCAGCACAAUCUUACAGAAAUUACUGGGAUGGUGGAUCAGUCUUGUUUACAACCAAUGGAGAAAAAUGGAUUCCUCAAUAAGGCAAAGAUUACAGAGGGUGGCAAAAAACUGAGGAAAAACUGGACUACUUCUUGGGUUUGUCUCGAGGGAAACAAAAUUGAAUUCUACAAAGAGCGCAAGCAACAAACUUUAGCCAGUUUGAAAACAGGCUGUAAACCGGAGAACGUGGACCUGUGCGGUGCUCAGAUUGAUUGGGCAAAAGACAAAUCCAGCAGAAAAAAUGUGCUUCAGCUCACCACCAUCUCAGGGAAUGAAUUUCUUCUACAUUCAGAUGAUGAUAGUAUACAUGACUGGUACCAGGCUAUCAGACACGUGAUUGACAAAUUUAAGGGAACCUCCACAACAGCAAUCAGUAUCUGGAAAAGCUCAAGCAGUGAAGAGCUGAGUAGAAAUGAGGGUGACAACAACAGCAAAUCAAACACAAAAGAAGCAAAGCCUGAACACAGAAAAUCAAUAAUACUGCGACUGAACCAUAGCUCAUCAGACACCUCUGAGAAGAAAAGAGUUAAGAGCAGACUAAAAAAAUUCAUAUCAAGACGACCUUCAUUGAAAACUUUACAAGAAAAAGGACUGAUUAAAGAUCAAGUAUUCGGCUGUCACUUGGCUACUCUGUGCAAGCGCGAAGGAACCACAGUUCCAAAAUUUGUGAAGCUUUGCAUUGAAGCUGUGGAAAAAAGAGGUUUGGAUGCUGAUGGCAUUUACAGAGUGAGCGGCAAUCUGGCUACAAUACAGAAAUUACGAUUUGUAGUGGACCAUGAAGAGAAGCUGAAUUUGGAUGACAGCCAGUGGGAGGACAUCCACGUCGUCACCGGAGCACUAAAGAUGUUUUUCAGAGAGCUGCCUGAGCCACUUUUUCCAUACAGUUUUUUUGAUCAAUUUGUAGAUGCCAUAAAAUAUCACAAUUACAGUCAACGUGUUCAGUGUGUGAAGGAAUUGGUGAAAAAGCUUCCUAAACCUAACCAUGAUACCUUGAGAGUUCUCGUUAAACACUUACAAAAGAUUAUCGCGAAAGCACUGGUGAAUCUCAUGUCAUCGCAGAGUUUAGGCAUCGUAUUUGGGCCAACUCUUAUGUGGCCUGAAAAUGAAAGCUCGAACAUGGCAGUGUUCAUGACAUACCAGAACCAGAUAAUUGAUCUGAUCCUCACAGAGCAUACUGAGAUCUUCGACCCGUAGGGAAAAUGAAGAUGCCUCUUGUUCAGUGGGAUAAUAGUGUACUCCAAGGACUUGUGAUUGGUGAAUUUUUGGAUAAGACAGUGUGUGGUUCUGCUGCUUGUUUAUUUUUUGUAUCCUCCCUCAAUGUGUUUUCAUUUGUAUUAACCUAUAUAGUUGACAUUUCCCUGAGGCUAGGUUCUUUUUUUAGUCCACUAUACAAUCACUGAUUGAUCAUUACU
Messenger RNA from Hemiscyllium ocellatum (epaulette shark), 1941 nucleotides. It is a transcript of the gene arhgap15, whose product is annotated as Rho GTPase activating protein 15. Gene Ontology annotation, biological process: signal transduction; regulation of GTPase activity. Lineage: Eukaryota; Metazoa; Chordata; Chondrichthyes; Orectolobiformes; Hemiscylliidae. Gene Ontology annotation, molecular function: protein binding. Gene Ontology annotation, cellular component: cytoplasm. The record is from RefSeq and is a predicted model, not a curated record. Bases 161 to 1723 code for a protein of 520 amino acids. The transcript is spliced from 15 exons.